AUGGGUACGAAAGAUGAGAAAGUCGAAGCUGUUCUUCACUUGCUAAGGAAACAAUCUCCACUCACUCUUAAACAAGAGAAGUUCUGUAACAGAGAGUGUGUGGAGAGAUUCUUGAAAGGGAAAGGAGACAGUGUAAAAAAAGCUGCGAAGCAACUAACUUCAUGCCUUUCUUGGAGACAAAACAUCGAUAUUGAGCGAUUGGGGGCAGAGGAAUUCUCGACGGAGCUAGCCGACGGUGUAGCUUACAUCGCCGGUCACGACGGAGAUUCCAGACCCGUUAUUAUUUUUCGUUUUAAGCAUGAUUAUCAGAAGCUGCGUACCCAGAAACAAUUUACGCGUUUGGUAGCGUUCACGAUUAAGACUGCAAUCUCGAGCAUGUCCAGAAGCGCAGAACAGAGCUUUGUUCUUCUCUUCGAUGCAAGCUUUUUCAGAUCAUCCUCUGCUUUUGCAAAUUUGCUUUUGGCGACCCUAAAAAUCAUCGCAGAUAAUUACCCAUGCCGACUUUACAAGGCCUUUAUCAUCGAUCCUCCCUCUUUUUUCUCUUACAUUUGGAAGGGUGUUCGUCCGUUUGUGGAGCUAUCAACGGUCACGAUCUUGGUCUCGUCUCUGGACUAUGACGAACAGCUGGAUAUUAGCCACGUGUCAUCAUCAGAUCCUAGAUCCGCUUCCUUACGUUUCGACACAUCGUCGAUUAAAUCAACGGCUACGAUUGGUUCGUCUUCUUCAAGAUUCGCCUUCACUGUAUCUCAGAACCACCGCGACUCCUUGAAGCCGUGGUACCUUUCCUUCACCGACACGUCUCCUUUUCACGGCGGAACCGCCGUUAGGGUUUCUCCUUUCAGCUCGGCGAGGUCGCUAUCUUUCGCUUCUCCGGCGGCGCGUGGCUUAAGAGACGUGAGACCAGCCGCAUGCAGAAAGAGUCUGUUUCCCUCGACGCCAUUUCCGGAGAAGACGAAUACGGUUACGUACCGGAAAACUUCACGACCGUCUUUUUUUCAGUCUCCGGCGAUGUUUUUUCUUGGGGAGAAAAAUAACGGCGAGAAGCCACGUGAAGCGUUCGUACCGUAUUUGAAGUUUUACCGGAGGCCGUACGAUGAGAUGGCCUAUAGGUCUAAGCUGAGGGGUCCACGUGGAUUUGUGUCAGUCGUGUCUUCGCACAGGAGAUGUCGCCACGUGUCUUUAUCUCAACGGUUCUAG
Molecule: messenger RNA, 1197 nt
Organism: Arabis nemorensis
Lineage: Eukaryota; Viridiplantae; Streptophyta; Magnoliopsida; Brassicales; Brassicaceae
Source: the annotation of a GenBank genome assembly